Molecule: messenger RNA, 1970 nt
Organism: Paecilomyces variotii
Lineage: Eukaryota; Fungi; Ascomycota; Eurotiomycetes; Eurotiales; Thermoascaceae
Product: nucleotide-diphospho-sugar transferase
Exons: 3
Coding region: 318-1826 (502 amino acids)
Source: RefSeq, a predicted model, not a curated record
CGGUGCACAUCUACAAGGCGCUGUACAGACUGUCAACUGUCUUACGGGACUAUACAGCCGAGCCAUAAUACUAUCCUCCCCGGUGAAGUCCAACCAAUGGAUGGUUAGUCGCAAAGCGAUGUGUGAUGCCAUCAUCAUGAAAGACUAUAUUUUUUGCAUCUGAAGGUCUGGGCCCCGUUCAGCAUGUUGACUGCCUUCUAAUCUCGGAAAACUAGACUGGUAUCAUCAUCACCAGGACAUAAUCAGGACGAUUCCUUCAUCUACUUGUCAAUUGUGCAAUUUCUUUCUCACACAUCCAAUUGACUGUCUUUCUUGCCAUGGCUCCUGAAAAGUCCACUCUUACUGUUACGGCCAGGCCGAUGGCCUGUUCUGAGAUUGACCUGAGGGGCACUCGACCGCGAUUCUCUUCUCUACAAGCCGCAUUAAAGAAGGUAGCAGACUUCAUUCAAGAUUGGACGCCAUUUCUUCUAGUUGCAUCUUAUUUCUUCUUCUCGACCUGCAUAUACAUGGUCUGCAGCACAAAACUCAUCGAGAUCUUCUGGUUUAUAUGUCUCACAACCAACUUCUACAUCGCGGGCAACUCUUUCGUUGAGGCCUUCAUGUGUAUGGGCCCUGCGAGAGAUGCGAGAAAAGCCCGAAUGAAAGUUGAAGCCAACGGAUGGGUGUUUCCCACUCCAGACGACCAACUGCUGAAAUUGGACUUGAUAAUCGUGGCAUAUCUCCCAAACGAGAAGGAUAUCAUUCUUGACCGCGUGCACUAUGCAUUGGAAAAGAUCAUCUACCCAAAAGACAAGAUCACGAUCAAUGUGGUGUACAACACCCCUACCCCCAUAGAGCCUUUGGAAACGGAGCUACGAGAGCUUUCAAGAGAGCAUUCAAACCUUCGUAUCGUGCAGGUGCCGAACUCCACGUCUAAGGCGCACAAUCUCAACUAUUUCCUCACCCUGGACACCGGGUCCGAUGUCAUUGCCAUAUUCGACUGUGAUCAUUACACCCAUCCUUACGGACCACGGUGGGCGAUUGAACGCUUCAUGUCGAAUCCGAAGAUUGAUAUCGUUCAGGGACGAUGCGUGGUUUUCAAUGCUGCUGUGUCUUUCAUGACAGGAAUGAUAUCAGUGGAAUUUGACAAGAUCUAUGCGGUUUCUCACCCUGGUCGCUCUGCUCUGUGGGGGUUUGCUCUCUUUACCGGUUCAAACGGAUAUUGGAGGUCGCCGUUCCUUCGAGAAGUGAGGAUGGACGACAAGAUGUUGACUGAAGACAUCGAUUCUAGCCUACGCUCGCUCGCUCGUGGUGCACAUAUCGAGCACGACUUGAACGUGGUUUCCUAUGAGCUUGCUCCUGUUACCUGGCUGGCGCUCUGGAAUCAGCGCCUUCGCUGGGCCCAGGGAUGGGCCGCGGCCAGUAUGCGACAUGUCAUCUUGACGUUCAACAAGCCCACUCAGGGCAGCCGGAACAAGAAGAUGCGCUUUGGGCUUUUAUCACUCCUGCUUAUUCGAGAGAUGAGCUACUACCUUGUGACGCAGUACUGCUGCCUUGUUCUCAGCGUCAUCAUCCUUCAUUUCCCGAAGAACCCGAUAGCAUUUGCACGCUUGAUAUAUUUCCAGUACCCGAUAUCCCAGUGGCUGUUUAUUGUCAGUGCUAUCUGUCUUGUGGCAACCCUGUGGAUCACAGAUCGAGCAAAAUCCGAGUUCAUCUCCUUGCCGAUGAUCAUCAUGUUCUCGAUCCUUUACCCCAUCUACCUGGUCGUAACCGCAGUCGUUGGUCUUUACGGCCACGCCCGACAGGUUAGCAAAUAUACUUCCUGGAACACGACUGCUCGUGGGUGAAGGCCUGCGCAGACACUUUAGCCGAAGAGACGGUAUCAUUACAUUCCAUACAGUUGAUAGAACUAUAUUCCAUACAAAUGAUAGAACUUUAUGACACGACCCCUCGUACGAUAUUGAACUGUUCAAUUUAGAGACUACUUUGCA